CUCGUUAUCUUCAUUCUCUCUCAGCUAACCCUGUCCAUGUUACUUUCUGAUCAUGUCUUGUCUUAAAAAAAAGGUGAUACAACAAUGAAUAUGAUCAGACUACUUUGAAAAUGUUUUGAUAUUUUCUUUCUCCCUAUUUCAUCCCUUCUCUCCUUCCUCUAUCUCCCUCACCCUCUUCUCACUCACUCUAUCUUUAUCUUCCUUCUUCUCAUCAUCUCACUCUUAUCAUCUUACCCGGUAAACAAUUAGCUUAACAUAUAUUUUUUUUCAUUUCAUAAUUUGUCACUCCUAGUCACAGUUACAUGGUAGUUCAACUCUGAGUAACUCCAAGUCCGUUGUCUUUCCUAACAAAACAAAACAUCAAAACUUUACAUUGAAAGCCUUUCAUAACAUCCCAUCAACCAUCAACAUUACCAUCAACAUCACAUCAUCACCUCAUUUCAUAAUCUUACACAUUUCCAGUGUCAUAAUUGUCUUCACUUUCACAACAAAAAUAUUUUCCCUCAUAUUCACCAUCAACACUGGAUUUAAACUGUUACCAACUUGAAGACUGUUUAACCCAAAAAACCAGGAGGAAACUAACAUGCAUCUGUUCACAAUUAAUUGAUUAACCAAACCAAAUUAAGAGGCAAAACAGUGCAAACGUUUACCAAUUUGACAGUGAUUUCAUCUUGUUGUACCAACAUUUAAUCACAAUGAUUAUUUAAUGAGCUAAAACUGUUGAAGAGUCGCAACCAAAACAAAUGUAAUAGUUGAAUAAUUAUCAAUUAAUCAACAGUGUUCUCACGUUUUACAUGCUCAAUCUUUACUCAUCAAUGAAUCUUCAAUAACAUCAUCAUCUCCAUCUUCAUCAUAAUCACAAUCAAAGCUCCAUCAGAUGACCAUAAUCACAAUGAUCAGCCAAAUUGUUGGUUCAAAUAAACUUCUAAUUGAAUUAGCUGUACAUCAAGAGUAAUCAUUACCUGAUUUCUUGUGUUUCAAGUUUGUCAUCUUUACAUUGCAAUUGAAUUACAAUUAAAGGCAAAGAUGAAAGGUUAAUCAAUAUAGAUUAUUGUUUAAGCAAAACUACUGCAACUUCAAAUCAAGUUGAAGAAAAGGAAUAAGAUGAAGCCAAGUGUGAAACGCAAAUGAAGACAAAAGCUGCUGCUGAUCAACAUUCAUCAUUAUCAUCAUCUUAAUUGGUCAGCCAUUGAUUAUUCCGUUGACUGUCCAUUCUAUCCUGAAAUCAUCAUUAUCGCAACCUGAAUCGCUUCAAUGUUUAACUUGUUCAACUGUUCAACAGUAAAGCCAAAAGCAAAAAAUAUGAUCAGUUACCAAGUAACUAAUCAAGUAACUCUAAUCAUCAUUGCCAUUGUAUUUAUAUUGUCAACCGGAAAUAAUGUUAUUGUAGUUCAAUCAACAGACAAAAUAUCACUUCAUGGUGACAUACUUCUUGGUGGAAUCUUUCCCAUUCAUCAAAAAGGGACCAAAGCUGGUAACUCGGGAAGUAAUUAUCAUUCAGCUUGUGGAGGACUCAACAUGGACCGUGGUGUACAAAGGGUGGAAGCCAUGUUAUUUGCCAUAGACAAGAUUAAUAAUGAUUCAAGUUUAUUACCAAAUAUUAAAAUGGGAGCCAUCAUUUUGGAUACUUGUUCAAGUGAUUCGUAUGCACUCAAUCAAUCACUUGAAUUUAUACGAGCCUCGAUAAACACUGCCUUUGAGGCUUCAGCCUUUGAAUGCAAGGACGGGAUUCCACCAAGACCAAAGUACGGUAUGAAGACAAUAUAUGGUGUUGUUGGAGGUUCAUAUAGUGAAGUUUCCCUUCAAGUUGCCAAUCUUCUUAGACUUUUUCGUAUACCUCAGAUAUCUUAUGCAUCCACAUCAACUGCCCUCUCUGACAAGAAGAGGUAUGAAUUUUUUGCACGAACUGUUCCGCCAGACAAAUACCAGGCUAGAGCAUUAGUUGAUUUCAUCGAGCAUUUCAACUGGACAUAUGUGAGCCUGAUAAGCUCGGAGGGACAGUACGGUGAGUCUGGAAGCAGUGCCUUUCGAACCCAUGCUCGAAUGAGAAACAUUUGUUUUGCUAUACAAGAAAAGGUUGUCCAAUCUGCCAAUGAUACGGAAUAUGAUCGAAUCAUUGAGAGUCUUAAGCGCAAGUCGACUGCUCGAGCAGUGGUUCUCUUCCUUCGAAUGGAGGAUGCCAAGGGUCUCUUGAAAGCAGCUAAACGUGCCAAUGUGACCAACAGUUUUACCUGGGUUGCUGCUGAUGGCUGGGGUAAGGAGAUGAAGGUUGUUCAGGGUGUUGAAGAUGUUGCUCUUGGAGCCAUUACUGUUGAAUUAUCAUCCACUGUGAUACGUGAGUUUGACGACUAUCUGUUGAAGUUAAAUGUUAAAAAUAACCGUCGUAAUCCGUGGUUUAAAGAGUUUUGGCAAGAAACUUUUAAAUGUGACCUUGCACCCCGAUCCUUAUUGACAUCCAUGUCUUCUUAUAAAGCAAGAGAAACUGAUAAUGAAUAUACUGCUUGCUCACCUCAUUUAAGCUUACGUGAUGUAACAGAUUAUCGUCAAGAGUCGAAGGUUCAAUUUGUCAUUGACGCUGUCUAUGCUUUUGCUCAUGCAAUUCACAAUGCAUGGUUAACAUUGUGCUCAGGUAAAGGAACCAUUUGUCCUGAACUCAGGGAACUGGAUCCAGAAGUUUUCUACAAACAUUAUCUUCUCAAUGUGGCAUUUACAGAUUUGGAAGGCUCUGAGGUUAGAUUUGAUGAAUGCGGUGAUGGACUUGGACGUUAUAAUAUAUUCAAUUUUCAAAGUUUGGAUUCCAAUUCAAGUACAUAUGGAUACGUUCGGGUGGGCCAAUGGCGAGAUAAUGAGCUAAACAUUAAAGAGAAUACAAUUAUCUGGGAUUCCUUUAGUUCUCAAGAAAUACCUACUUCAGUUUGCUCUGAGCCCUGUAAAGUAGGCGAGAUUAAAAAAGGUGGUGAUCUCUCUUGUUGUUGGAUUUGCCAAGAAUGUAAACCAUGGGAGAUAGCGGUCAAUGAAACUUCAUGUGUUCCCUGUGAUGUGGGAAUGUGGCCAUUCCCCAAUAAAUCGAGUUGCUUCGAACUACCUCUUAAAUAUAUUCGUUGGUACCAACCUUAUGCAUUUAUACCCAUGUCCAUUGCCAUUAUUGGGAUUAUCACGGUUCUUUAUCAUUUCACUAUUUUUAUUCAACACGUAAAUACUCCCAUUGUUAAAGCUUCAGGACGUGAACUGUGUUACGUUUUAUUGGCUGGAAUCGCCUCUUGUUACGUUAUGGCUUUCAUAAUACUCACCAAACCAACUUAUGCUACUUGCCUUAUUCAAAGGCUCGGGAUCGGUGUCUGCAUAUCAAUGAUCUAUGGAGCAAUAUUGACCAAAACCAAUAGAAUAUCUCGUAUCUUUCAUAGUGCCCGACGAUCAGCUCGUCGACCUACAUAUAUCAGUCCAGUUUCUCAACUUUGUAUAACUGGUAUAAUUGUUUUCAUUCAGAUUUGUUUAAAUAUUUUAUGGUGUAUUGUUGAAGUACCUGGAGUAAGACAUGAAGUAUCAGAGAAACGUGAUGUAGUGGUAUUAAAAUGUGCUGUAACCAAAAAUAGUGUCCUCGUUAGCCUUAUUUAUGGUUUUGUUCUGGUUGCUACAUCAACCUAUUAUGCCUUCAAGACCAGAAAAAUACCAGAAAAUUUUAAUGAAACCAAAUUCAUUGUUUUUACCAUGUAUGCCACUUGUAUUAUAUGGAUAGCCUUUCUUGCCAUCUAUCUUUCAACUGAAAAUAAUUUUGAGAUUCAAUUGACAACAUUAGCAAUGUCACUAACAUUAAGUGGUUAUGUUUGUUUGAUUUGUUUAUUUUCACCCAAAAUUUACAUUAUACUUCGACAUCCAGAUAAAAAUGUCCGCAAGUUAACAAUGAAUAGUGGGACUUACAAGAAAGGACCCUCAGGAUCAGGUUAUCCUCAAGAGACUCCACCACCUUAUUCACCAGGACCAUCAAAUUCAGCACCUAAUCGAAGCUUGCCUCCAACCUCGUAUGGAGCUUGCAAUGAUCAGCCAAGCUUUUCAUCUUCUGGUGGAGUGGUCAAGAAUCGUGGUAAAGGUAAAAAGAAACGGUCAAGUUUAACUGGUCUCGAUGAUAAAGGGAUUCUUAUUAAAGAUGAUAGUCAAGCUCUUCCAUUGACUGAGAUUAAACGAGAUAAUGGUAAACCAAAUGGUGACGACGAGGAUGCUGCAAGUGACGAAGAGGAAGAUGAAGAGGAAGAUGCCAAAGAUGAUAGUUCAGCUGUAUUGUAAAUAACAAACGGAAUAGCAAUAUUAAAGAGUAACAAGCAAUAUUCACUCAACAAGCGACCAUUUUAAUUCAUCAAACUGAAUCUCAAGUCAACCUUGCGUUAAAUAACAAUAGCAAGAGUUACAUCAAUAUCACCACAAUAAUAAUAGUAAUAAUCAUCAUCUUUAACCAUCUCUCAUCUGCCUCUUCCAGAUCUGUUUUUGCUUUUGAUAAGCCAACCUUACUCUCUCUCUCUUUCUCCCCUUUCGAUUCAAUUUUUAUCAUUAACCUGAUCAUCCAAUGUCAGACCAAGUACUUUUAUCAAUUACAUCUAUUCUUAAAGAUGUCUAUGUAUCUGUAUUUUUGCCAUUUCCUUUCUUUAUUCUCUUUUCUCUUGUUGAUCUAUCAUCAACAAUUCAAUUAUUUAAUUAUGCCAAGACAAUAAUGGUGAGAGAGAAGUAAUCAUCAAUGACGACCAGAAUCAACGUUUUCAUCCGCUUUCGCAUGGAGUGAACAACAUUGCCCACGGCGUCUGUGGAUUAAACACCCAAACCAACAUUUUCAUCAUCACCAACCUAAUUACCAAAAUCAUCAACGUCAUGGACAUCAUCAAACCUUUUCAUAAUUAACAUGCAUAUCGUUAUCAAAACAUUCCCAACUCAAAGAUUAUUCAACCCCAAAAAAGGAUAAUUAACUUAUCAUUCUCAUAAUCACACCAGAAGCAGCAAAAGUAUCAUUCACUUCACCAAUAUUUCCUUAAUCUAAGCACAAAUUGAAACCGGAAUCUACAAUUUUGCUGUUGAAACAGCAAUCAAUGUCUAAAUCAAUCAAAAAUAUAAAAAAAACAACUCAACUCAAGUUCGAGUUUUUGUUGAGUUUGUGAAUCACAAAUAACAAAAACGCUUUUUUAUCAACUCAAUUAAUAUUAGACAUUUUUUGAUUUAA
Messenger RNA from Tetranychus urticae (two-spotted spider mite), 5203 nucleotides. NCBI's taxonomy places the organism in Eukaryota, Metazoa, Arthropoda, Arachnida, Trombidiformes, Tetranychidae. The record is from RefSeq and is a predicted model, not a curated record.